AGAGUGUUCCAUCACACACUAGAACCAGUAUUCACACUUUGAAUUUGGAAAAUAUAGACUCAACAUAACAAAAGUAAAAUAAAGCUACAAAAAAUGGAUGCCGAUGAAAGUUUCCUCAAAGUGCGUUCGCUUCUAAUGGAUGUAUCCAAGCAGUUGGAGGACAUGCUGAAUGCCAACAAAAUGGACACUGGAACCAAGGGUAAGGAGGAAAAGCCCCCGGAAGUGGAUCCGUCCAGAAAUGUUACAGACACCAAUUUUCUGAUCUUUGCUCGUGAUAUUCGGAAAAAGUCUUUAAAGCCUACGAAAAAGAAUCUAAAAAUGUCAAAUGUCAGUCAGACCUGCUUUAUGCGGCAGAUUGAUGUCACGCCUGAGGAGCGUUUAGAGGCCAGAUGUGAUCGUGAACGUAUUGCCGAUAGUUUUCGCCGUUUGGGAAACGAGGAAUAUCGGCGUGCCAGUUAUGAAAAAGCUAUUCAGUAUUAUUCGAAAGCUAUUCAAUAUGUGGCUGAUUCUCCAGUUCUAUAUUGCAAUCGAGCUCUGGCCAAAAUCAAGAAAAGAGACUUCAAGUUGGCCCUAUUCGACUUGGACUUUGUGAUAUUUAAACUAGAUCCGAUUCAUAUGAGAGCCUGGCUAUAUAGGGGUGGGGCUCUGCUACGGCUAAACAAUGAUUCGGAAUCCCAGAUUGCCAUUGCCAAUGCGCGACUUUUCAAUAGAGGCAAGAAGGAACAAAAGUAUAUUGAAUACUUUGUGGAGAAACUUCGCUCGGAGUUCUAAGACUGGCAACUAUUUUUAAUUUUAUGUAUUUUUUGGAUCCACGGGCUAUAUAGUAUUUUAAAUCAAUUAUGUUGUAAUUCUUGCACGAAAUAAUAAAAUUGCAU
This is a messenger RNA of Drosophila ananassae, 875 nucleotides long. Its product is annotated as small glutamine-rich tetratricopeptide repeat-containing protein 2. The transcript is spliced from 3 exons. NCBI's taxonomy places the organism in Eukaryota, Metazoa, Arthropoda, Insecta, Diptera, Drosophilidae. The record is from RefSeq and is a predicted model, not a curated record. Gene Ontology annotation, molecular function: protein binding. The coding region runs from base 94 to 771 and encodes 225 amino acids.